This is a messenger RNA of Peromyscus leucopus (white-footed mouse), 1826 nucleotides long. RefSeq names its product cation channel sperm associated 3 (gene Catsper3). Lineage: Eukaryota; Metazoa; Chordata; Mammalia; Rodentia; Cricetidae. The record is from RefSeq and is a predicted model, not a curated record. Gene Ontology annotation, molecular function: monoatomic ion channel activity. Gene Ontology annotation, cellular component: membrane. Gene Ontology annotation, biological process: monoatomic ion transport; transmembrane transport. The transcript has 8 exons. The coding region runs from base 554 to 1747 and encodes 397 amino acids.
AUUUUCCUCAGGAAAGGAGUUUUGGUUACCACAUCCCAAACUUCCAAAUAGCAAGACUUGUGAUGCUUUCUCUGACUUCCCUGGGUUUUUGUGUCCACGGCCUCACCCAUCACCAUCUUCCUUUGCUUCUCUACAUGUCAUUGGUCCUGGCUCUGGGUAGUUCUGUCCCUCAGAAACUCAGAAAACUUAAAUUUUCCUCCUACAUGACCCUCAACUUGUCUUACCAUCUUAUGAAAGGCCUUUGUCUGCCAGAGUGGGUACAUCAUAAGGGAAAGUCUUUACGUCUCUAAUGUCCUGCUCUGCCUCCAUUGCUAGGCACUCAUCUGAGGCAUUCCCCACCCCACGAAGAGGGACUUGCAAGCAGAUGAGCCCACAGUCAAGACUCCCUCUCACGAUAGUAACUGCUAGAAUACCUAAGAUGACCUCAUAAAGCAGAGAAUCCUUUCCAGCAUCCCUCUCCUGCCUCUUAGAAUCCAGGUGCCCAAGGAAAUCCUUAGGCAGAGGUUUUGGGUUAUAUGAUAAAAGCAAGGGAUAAAAACAGAAAAUUUGGGAGAUGUCUCACCAGUUUUACCACAGCCCCGUAAGAGUUGUGUCUAGCUCACUGUUGGGUACUGCGUCAGAGGCAUUGUAUGCAAGAAUCAAGAAAAUUAAGAGGAAGGAUGUUGAAUGCCAGGCGUUCUUUAGGAAGGUUGUAAAGAGCCCCAUUUUCCAGGUCAUCAUGAUCAGCACCAUCACCUCCAACGCGGCCUUCAUGGUCUUGGGGACCGAUUACAGCAUAAUGUACAGACUCUUCAGACUCUUUGAGGUCUCAGAGAUUAUCUUUGUCUCCAUCUAUACCUGUGAGUUCCUCAUGAAGGUCUAUGUGGAGCCCAUUAAAUAUUGGAGGGAUGGCUAUAACCUACUGGAUGUGGUCAUUAUCUUUAUUAUCUUGAUACCCUAUGCCCUCCGAAAGAUCAAGGGAAGACAUUACAAAUUCCUCCAUAUUGCUGAUGGUAUACAGUCUCUGCGAAUCCUCAAGCUUAUCUCCUACAGCAGAGGCAUCAGGACCCUCAUCACUGCUGUGGGGCAGACAGUCUACACGGUGGCCUCUGUGCUGACCCUCCUCUUCGUGCUCAUGUACAUCUUCGCUAUCCUGGGAUUCUGCCUGUUUGGAAUACCAGAGAAGGGCGACCUGAAUAACUGGGGGAACCUGGCUGCGGCUUUCUUCACCCUCUUCAGUCUAGCUACGGUUGAUGGCUGGACAGACCUGCAGGAACAGCUGGACCAGCGGAAGUUUACUGUGAGCCGGGCAUUCACCAUCCUCUUCAUCUUGCUUGCUUCCUUCAUCUUCCUCAACAUGUUUGUGGGUGUAAUGAUCAUGCACACAGAGGACUCCAUCAAAAAGUUUCAGCGGGAGCUGAUGGUAGAGAGGCAUGUGACGCUUAUGGAGGAGAAGCAGAUGAUUCUGAGGCGCCAGCAAGAGGAGGUCAACAAGCUGGUGAGCAUGCAGGAAAGCGGUGGCAAGAGCUUCACUGAGAUGGUGGAGGAAUUCAAGAAGACCCUGCGGCACACAGACCCCAUGGUCCUGGAUGAAUUUGGCACUAGCCUGCCCUUCAUCGAUGUCUACUUGUCCACUCUGGAUAACCAGGACACUACUAUCAACAAGCUUCAGGAGCUGUACUAUGAGAUUGCGAACGUGCUGUGCCUGAUGCUUGAAGACUUGCCGCCCCGGGAAAAGUCGUCCCAUAGCUCGGAAUUCAUGAUUUAGAGGUAGUUGGGCAUGUGUGACCUCAAAGGCUGUGGCAGUUCCAUUAAACACAGGCCUUCAGAGGUGGCUUCUCAAACUU